AUGCGGCCACACACCACCAACAAACAACUGUUAUUGUACCCCAUGGACAGAGUUGCAAUGAAAGAAAACCGAGUGUGGUUUACCAGAUCCAGUGCAAUAAAAUUUAUUUCGAAUGUCUCACUAAUAUUGUUUGUUUUAUUGAUAAACGUGACUGUGUUUCAGAUUCUGACCAAGGACUCCGUGACUGUGUCUGUUGAUGCUGUUGUGUACUACCGCGUUUCAAACCCUACGGUUUCCGUGGCCAAUGUUGAGAAUGCCCACCAUGCUACACGCCUUCUUGCACAGACAACACUAAGGAACAUUCUCGGCACGAAAAACAUGUCUGAAAUUCUCACCGAGCGAGAAACUAUCAGCAAUGCGAUGCAGGCGGUGUUAGACGGUGCGACAGACAGGUGGGGGAUCAAGGUGGAGCGUGUUGAAAUUAAAGAUGUACGCCUCCCAAUUCAGUUACAAAGAGCAAUGGCGGCUGAAGCUGAAGCUGCCAGAGAAGCUAGGGCAAAGGUUUUGGCUGCUGAAGGCGAACAACGCGCAGCACGAGCCCUGAAAGAGGCUGCGGAGAUUAUCAGCCAAAGUCCUGCUGCCCUACAGCUACGCUACCUACAGACACUCAACUCUAUAUCCGCCGAGAAAAACUCGACUAUCAUUUUUCCUCUACCAAUUGAUCUAAUAGAUUCAUUCAUGAGUCACAAGUAAAAAAAAAAUAACAAAACAUUGAGGAAUUUUCACUUAACGUAUAUUUUUAAUUUUAGAUUGUAGUUUAAUUAUCCAUUUAGUAAAACGGAAGAAACGUUGACAGCUAAUAUUUCAAAAAUCACACAAAAUUAAUAAACAACACAUGGUAAAGAUUUCAACAUAUCUUUUUUAUCAAAAGGAUUUAAUGUUCAGUCCAUCUCGUUUUCAAUGAUAGAUCGUCCCAUCCAAGUCUGUAUAUACAUCCUCACUUGUUUAAAAUUACAUAUUAAUAAAGCUUAUGUCGUUGCUAAUUACAUUCAAGGAUAUCAUCAGUUUUUUGUAUUGUAAAUCUGCUGUACAAAAUGCAAAAAUUAAAAAGUAAAAAUUAAUUAAACUAAUAGUGACCACUUUUACAUCGGUAGUGUAGUAAACAAGCUGACGGGAAAGUUUUUGUUUGUCAGCUAGAUUUAGGAAUUCGAGCGUUUUUAGAAUCAGGGUUACAUUUAGUUUAAGUGAUAGAUGAAGUGGACUGAUUUCUCGAUAUAUAGUUAGCCUGGACCGAUCACUCUUUUUUGAAAAGGAAAGUAAAUCUUGUUACAAUGUAAAUCUCAAGUAGUUUGUAGAAUUCAUUUCUUGAAAAUCUUUGAAAGACUGUCGAAUUUUAAAAAUUUACUUACCAUCAGGUAAAACAGUUGUUUCAAACUUUCAACACAUAACUUUCAUAUUUUGUAACAUUCAUCUUCUUAUCAUCGGAAUUUUUAUAAAUAUAAAUAUAUUUUACGAAUUAUGUGAAUCUGUCUCGUAGUUGCUUUUGUAGAAUACUCAUGUAUAGUAUAGCCAUUUUCCUAUCGUUUCUUCACAUCUUACAGAAAUGACGGUUUUAAAUAUACAUUUUGUAGAGUUCUGCAAUAAGCUGUUUUUGAUAUUUAUGUAUAAUUUACGUACAACCAAUAUAUAAAUGAUUUUAAUAUAGUAUAAACUUGUUUUAAACCUUAAGCGACAUUGUUUGAAUAAACUAAAUACCUACGAUAGUAUUGUUAUAAUAUGUAAUGGAGAUUUAGUAUUUUUCAUCGUUUAUAUUUAUACACUGUGUUUAUUUAGUUCUCUUUUUGUAAAACAUUGUACAUGGUAAUUUAUGGGUCAGGGGAUACAUUAUGUAUACAAAUUGGCUAUUUUGUUUUCCUAUUAUUUUAUUGGUGUCAUUUGAAAGAACUAUUCUAUAUAUCAUUCUUCACGUUCGCAUAAUUAUGCUGAAGUCAAAAUAUAAUUCUACUCAAAAGAUACCAACGUGAUAUCGCCAUAGUCUUGUUAAAAUCCAUUUUGUCUUCCUUACAUCUAAUCUAGAGCAUUACCAGAUCUACCUUGUAACAAAGUCGUUGAUGUUGUUUUUGAUAAGGUUGUGGUUUAGAAAGAACUUAAAUCUAACCACCUCGUGUCAUUUUAGUACCCGGCAUUUUGUUGUCAGUGGAGGAAAUAAAACAGUUGCUAUUU
Messenger RNA from Ylistrum balloti, 2163 nucleotides. RefSeq names its product band 7 protein AGAP004871-like. The transcript has 5 exons. The record is from RefSeq and is a predicted model, not a curated record. The coding region runs from base 1 to 693 and encodes 230 amino acids. Gene Ontology annotation, cellular component: plasma membrane. NCBI's taxonomy places the organism in Eukaryota, Metazoa, Mollusca, Bivalvia, Pectinida, Pectinidae.